UAUAGUAACAGACUAGGAGAGUUCAGUAGUCACUAUGGCCCGUACCAAGCAGACCGCCCGCAAAUCUACUGGAGGGAAGGCUCCCCGCAAGCAGUUGGCCACCAAGGCUGCCAGGAAGAGCGCCCCAGCCACCGGCGGAGUCAAGAAGCCUCAUCGCUAUCGGCCCGGGACAGUGGCUCUCAGGGAGAUCCGACGCUAUCAGAAAUCCACCGAGCUCCUCAUCCGCAAGCUGCCCUUCCAGCGCCUGGUCCGUGAGAUCGCCCAGGACUUCAAGACCGAUCUGCGCUUCCAGAGCUCUGCGGUCAUGGCGCUGCAGGAGGCCAGCGAGGCUUAUCUAGUGGGGCUCUUCGAAGACACCAACUUGUGUGCUAUCCACGCCAAGAGAGUCACCAUCAUGCCCAAGGACAUCCAGCUGGCCCGCAGGAUCCGCGGGGAGAGAGCUUAGACCCACCGCACACCCUAAUAUUCACCCAAAGGCUCUUUUAAGAGCCACCAAA
Molecule: messenger RNA, 497 nt
Organism: Bombina bombina (fire-bellied toad)
Lineage: Eukaryota; Metazoa; Chordata; Amphibia; Anura; Bombinatoridae
Product: histone H3
Exons: 1
Coding region: 35-445 (136 amino acids)
Cellular component (GO): nucleosome
Molecular function (GO): protein heterodimerization activity; structural constituent of chromatin; DNA binding
Source: RefSeq, a predicted model, not a curated record